Molecule: messenger RNA, 9960 nt
Organism: Elgaria multicarinata webbii
Lineage: Eukaryota; Metazoa; Chordata; Lepidosauria; Squamata; Anguidae
Gene: DCHS2
Product: dachsous cadherin-related 2
Exons: 20
Coding region: 1-9960 (3319 amino acids)
Biological process (GO): homophilic cell-cell adhesion
Cellular component (GO): plasma membrane
Molecular function (GO): calcium ion binding
Source: RefSeq, a predicted model, not a curated record
AUGGAACUCCGGCCAUUUGCCACAGGGGUGACGAGGAGAUGCCCGAGGCGACGAGAAGGGCUGAUCCUUGAGCCCGGCGCCGCCGCUGGAAGGUGGCUGAUCCCGCUCUGGCUCUGCCUGUGCGCCACGGAGAAGUGCUCGGGACAGGUUUAUAACCUCAGCCUCGCUGUGGACGAAGGGCUGCCGGCCGACACGCUGGUGGGAGACGUCAGCGCCGGGCUGCCCCCUGGCGAAGCGCACCCGGGCGGCUUCUUCCUCUCGGAAGGCAGCGGCGAGUCGGCCGUGUUAGCGGAUUUCCACGUGCACACGGACACCGGCAUCAUCCGCACGGCGCGGCCGCUGGACCGCGAGCGCCGGGCGCGCUACAGCUUCGUGGCGGCCACGCUGCGCGGGGAGAUGGUGCAGGUGGAGAUCACCGUCGCCGACGUGAACGACCACGCGCCGCGCUUCCCGCGGGACGCGGUGCGCCUCAACAUCUCCGAGCUGAGCCCGCCCGGGAGUGCCUUCCGCUUGCCGGCCGCCCGGGAUCCGGAUGCGGGGAGCUUCGGCACUCAGGGCUACUCGCUGUUGCCGCGGGAUCAGGACGACGCUGCGCGCGGGGAUUGGCAGGAGGAAGGGCCGUUUUUCCAACUGCGCUACGGGAACCCCCCGGACACCCUGGAUCUGAUGUUGCUGCGACGGCUGGACCGCGAACGGGCGGACACCCACCGCUUGCUGGUGGAGGCCUGGGACGGCGGCAGCCCUCGGCGGAGCGGCCGCCUCCGCGUGGACAUCCAGGUGCUGGACGAGAACGACAACGCGCCCGCCUUCGGGCAGAGCGAGUACCGCGCCCGCGUGCGGGAGGACGCGCCCGCGGGCAGCUCGGUGUGCCGCGUCUUGGCUACCGACCCGGACUUGGGGGCCAACGGGGAGGUGCGCUACAGCCUCAGCCGCCGCCAGGGCGACCCUUCGGCCUCCGCCUCCUUCGAGGUGGACGAGCGCACCGGGCUGCUGCGUCUCCUCCGGCCGCUGGACCGAGAGGCGCGCGCGCUCCACCGCGUGGCCGUAGAAGCCCGCGACGGCGGCGCCCAGCCCGAAGUGGCCACCGCUCUGGUCGCCGUGGAGGUGCUCGACGUGAACGACAACGCGCCCGCCAUCCACCUGCUCUACCUCACCGAGGCCGGCGCCAGCGUCUCCGAGGGGGCGCGGCUGGGGGACUACGUGGCCCGAGUGUCAGUCUCGGAUCCGGACGAGCAGGAGGCGCCGGAGGCGCGGGGCGAGGGCGCACCCGGGCGCGCCGUGGAGCUGAGCCUGCAGGGCGGCGAGGGCGCCUUCUCGCUGCGGCCCUCCGGCGGCGACGGCGGCGUCUACUUCCUGUGCGUGGAAGGGCCCCUGGAUCGGGAGAGCCGCGAGGCCUACGAGCUCCGCCUGGUGGCCGUCGACUCGGGCGCGCCGCCUCUCUCCUCGCAGCGAGCGCUCGUCCUCCGCGUGGCCGACCUCAACGACCAGGCGCCCGCCUUCGCGCAGCCUCGCUACCGCGCCGCCGUCUCCGAGGCGGCCUCGCCGGGCACCGUCGUGCUCCGCCUCAGCGCCUCGGACGCCGACGAGCCCGGCUCCCCCAACGCCCAGGUGCGCUACGCCCUGGCCCCCUCCCAGCCGCACGGCGCCCUUUUCCACCUCGACCCGCUCGGCGGCGUGCUCAGCACCCGGGCGGGGCUCGACCACGAGCGGGAAGCGGUGCUGGAGCUGCUGGUGCUCGCCCGGGACUUGGGCGAGCCGCCCCUUUCCGCCUCGUGCCUGGUGAGCGUCGGCGUGGAGGAUGCCAACGACAACGAGCCUGUCUUCGAGCACCAGGUCUACAACGCCAGCCUGGCUGAGCACUCCGAGGCCGGCCACUGUCUACUCCAGGUCAAGGCAACUGACCGAGAUUCUGGCCGCUUUGGCCGCAUUGAAUAUUUUCUUUAUGAUGGAUUCCAUAACUAUGAAAAAUCGAAAGCGUUUCAGAUUGAUCUAAGCAACGGCCGCAUAUGUGUGUUGCAGGACAUUGAUAGGGAAGAGGAUCCGUCCACAUACGAUCUCUUAGUGAAAGCUACAGAUGGGGGUGGGUUAAGUGCCCAAGCUUUUGUCCGCAUCGAAAUAGAAGAUAUUAAUGACAAUCACCCUGUCUUCGACCCAGUGACUUAUAUGACGAGCAUCAGCAGUCAUACACAGCCAGGAACAGAAAUAAUCAACGUUAUUGCCACUGACAAGGAUUCUGGGAUAUAUGGAGUUGUGACUUAUGAACUGAUACCAGGGCACCUCUCUUCCCUGUUCACAGUGGAUACAUCUACAGGAAUUAUUUAUCUGAUAUCAACUCUCAGCAAUGUGGAAGUUUCCAGUGUGCUGUUGACUGUUUCUGCCCGGGAUGGAGGUGGUCUUUGGUCUGUUGUGAAUGCCGUUGUGACUGUAAGGAUCCUCCAGAGUGCUGUGGUUCCUGCCAUCUUUGAGAGAUCACGUUACACCUUUUCCAUCCCUGAAGACGCCCCUGAAGGAAGCACAGUUGGCACAGUGAAAGCACGGGAGCCUUUGAAUGUCCUGGAAACGAUUUCUUACAGGAUUUCCUCUGGUGAUCCCUAUGGAAAAUUCUCGAUUGACCCUCAGUACGGAAUCAUCCGCACCAAAAAACAGCUUGACUAUGAAGCCCAUGAUCAUACAGUUCUUACGGUGCAGUCGCAGCUGAGCAGCUCCCCUGUCUACAGCAGCACACAGGUUAACAUCACGGUGAUCGAUGUCAACGACAACCCUCCGGUGUUUGCGAUGGACUCUGAUCAGAUAAAUAUAUCAUGGAGCACAGUACCCAGCACAGCAAUUUACAUUGCUCACGCAGAAGACAAAGACAGUGGGCUCAAUGGGGCAAUUCGAUACAUGGUUGUAGGCAACCAAUCAAGCGUUUUUGCUAUUGAUCCAGUUCUUGGGGUGCUUUCCCUAGCCAGACCUCUGGCUGCUGAUAAGCAGCAUGCACACGCGAUAGUACACGUCAAAGCAGAAGAUCAUGGAAGUCCUCCCUUGAGUUCUCACUUGAUCCUGAGAGUCAUAAUUGAUGAGCAGAAGGGACGCCCUACAUUGACUUUUGAAAAUUUGGUGUAUCAGGUGGAUGUCAGUGAGACGUCUUCCGUAGGUACCAAAAUUCUGCAGAUACAAGCCCGGAAGCUAGAUCCCCAACAUUGCCCUGGGGGUGCUGUGUAUUCCCUGGAGCAUAACACAGAUGCUGCUUCAUUUAGAAUUAAUCCAGAAACAGGCAUGAUUUACCUACGGAAUCCUUUAGACUAUGAACUUAGGCAAAUUCAUAGUUUUAGAGCCUUUGUUACAAGCCCAGAGGAUAAGUCAGGGCAAAAUACAAGUACAUCGGUAAUAGUUAAUGUCAUUGAUGAAAAUGAUAAUUCUCCUGUAUUUGUGCGUGAUGUUUAUUUUUUGGAAAUCGAGGAAAGCUCAUUACCCCAAGGUGUGGUUGGCACAAUCGCAGCAGUUGACAAGGACGCUGGAAGAAAUGGGCAGCUCUCUUAUUUCCUCUUAUCAGAUGGGAAAUAUUUUAAAAUCAAUUCCAAUACAGGUGAAAUUAUAAACUGGGUUGCAUUAGACCACGAGCAACAGGCCCACCACCAUCUGAUCGCUCUGGUGACUGACCAUGGGAACCCUCGCCUUAAUGCCACCAUAGAUGCCUAUAUCUCCGUUACUGACCUCAAUGAUAACCAUCCAUGCUUUGCCCAGCUUCCGCUGCAGGUCAAGGUUUUGGAAGGGCAACCAGCAGGAACACUGGUUGCCACCAUAAUUGCGAAGGACCUUGAUUCUGGAAACAAUGGGAUGGUGCUAUAUUCAUUGUCCUCAGGGGAAAGUUUAGGUCACUUUCAGAUUGACAGCAAUACGGGUGAAUUAAGAACCACUGAAGCUCUUUUAUAUAGUUGGCGUUCAAAGUACCGGAUGGUAGUCACUGCAGCUGAUCAGGGAGUCCCUCCUCUUCAAGGACAAACAGUCAUCGACAUUGAGGUAAUCCCACUUCCCAAAGGGAGAUCCUUUUCUUCCCAGAACAUCAGACAUUUUGUCAUACCAGAAAAUUUGAGGCCUGCUCAAAUCCUGGGCACUCUAAAACGGCCUGGCCAGCCCCCGUAUUCCAACGGAAAUCAGCAUUUUAGCAUCUCUGAAGAAGAUUCUGAUGUUCCGUUUGAAAUUGACGGUGCUACUGGUGACCUCUUUCUUUCCAAGGAACUCGAUUAUGAAACAACAGCUCACUAUUUCUUCAGAGUUCUGGUGAAUGAUGACCUGAAUAGCUCUCCACAGAACCAUACUGUUUUCCUCAGUAUUGAUAUCGAAGAUCAAAAUGAGCACUCGCCUUCUUUCCGGAACAACUUUGUUGUGAUUGGGAUAGAGGAAAACGUUCCCAUUGGCACUUUGGUGUAUACGUUUAAUGCCAGAGAUGGAGAUGGCAGUUUCUUAAACAGCAAUCUUCAGUAUUCUAUAAGCAGGAACAACUUCACUGAAAAUCCAUUUCUCAUCCACCCUUCUUAUGGUAGCUUAAUUACAGCAAUUCCCGUCGACCGAGAGAUGACUCAGUCUGUUAUCCUGACAGUGUUGGUGGCAGAUCAGGCUGUAAAUUUGACUGAUCGCAGGCAGAGUUCACUGACAGCAAAAAUUGUCAUCUUGGACGUCAAUGAUAACUACCCUAGCUUUGUUUCAUCUCCUCUUUCCUACGUUAGAGAGGAUGCAGAGAUAGGCUCUCUAGUGCAUCACAUUGUUGCACAGGAUCCAGACCAAGGGAGAAAUGGACAAGUUACAUACCAUCUUCUUUCGAGCAAUGAAGACCAUUCAUUUGUAAUAGACAAAACUACAGGGCUGCUAACCACGACCUUUGCCUUAGACCGUGAAUGUCAAGAAUAUUACAACUUGACUGUUGUGGCCCUUGAUGACGGCACUCCAGCCUUGUCUGCAACUCAGAGUCUGACAAUAAUUGUCCUUGAUGUCAAUGAUGAGCCACCCAUGUUUACAAAAGCCUUAUACGAAGCUUCCAUCUGUGAAAAUAAAGAUCCAGGAAGGGUUGUUCUUAAAGUUGAAGCCACAGAUAAAGAUUCAGGAAUCAAUUCCCUACUUCAGUAUGAAAUUUUGCCAGGACCUGGAUAUGAGACGUUUCAAAUAAAUUCAGAUACUGGAGAGAUUACAACAGCCAUCUCAUUUGACAGAGAGACUCAAGAGAUCUUCACUAUUAAAGUACUGGUCCGAGACAGUGGAACUCCCAUUUUAUCCAAUACUGCAACAGUUGUCUUCAGAGUACUGGAUGAAAAUGACCAUGCUCCCAAGUUCCUCCUUCCAGUUUCUGAGAUUCAAAUCUUGGAGAACCAAGAGCCUUCAACAGUGUUCACUGUGAUGGCUCUAGACCAGGAUGCUGCCGACAAUGGAACUGUGCAAUAUCGAAUCAUUGGUGGAGAUGUUAGAGGAUGCUUUGCAUUGCACAAAACGUCAGGAGACCUCUUCACCACUUGCAGCUUAGACAGAGAGAGGGUCAGCAACAUUACCCUGGUGGUUGAGUGCUUCGACCUGGGCUAUCCACCGAGAAGCUCUGUGGCCAGACUGCAGAUCACAGUCCUGGAUGAAAAUGACAACAGUCCCUUGUUUGCAAGGAACCCCUAUCAAACAACUGUAAGAGAAGACGUGGCAGAAGGAUCAACAGUUCUUGAACUGUUUGCCAUGGAUGCAGACGAGGGUCCGAAUGGGGAGGUCACGUAUUCUCUCACUGAUGGCACCCUUGGAGCAUUUGCCAUUGACAGGAUUACUGGUGCUAUCAUUACUACUAAACCACUGGACCGGGAGAAAAAAUCUCAAUAUGUAUUUAAGGCUGUGGCAACAGACUCUGGCAUCCUGGGACCAAGAAGCGCUAGCGUUACCGUAGUCUUGCAUAUUGAGGAUGUCAAUGACAACAGUCCUUUUUUCCUACAGAAUCCUGUCAAAGCUUAUGUAUCCUCUCAAGCAGCUAUAAAUCAGACUAUAGCUACUGUGAGAGCCAGUGACAUAGACCUAGGACCAAACGGAGCUGUGAGUUUUAGGUUUGUGACGCCAGAAACCAUGUUCAAGAUGGACCCAAACACAGGAGAAAUCUUCCUCCAGGAACCUGUGCCUAAUGAGGGCUUCUCUACACAGCUACUGAUAGCGGCUUCUGACCGAGGGGUCCCAGGUAGAACAGCCACUGCUCUUUUGACCAUCAGCUCUGAAACACAAGCAGAGAUGAUUUCGUUCAGCCACAUUCAGUAUGAAGCAGCUGUUCCUGAAAAUAGUGAAAUAGGUACCUCUGUUUUAACUGUAGUUGCUAAUGACCAUAGUUUGAUGGGAAAGAAUUUGAAGCACAGAAUCAUCAGUGAACAUGAAGAUAUUUUCUACAUCCAUCCCAUCAUGGGUGAAAUCACGGUAAAACAAGCUGAAUUUCUUGACUAUGAAGUCAGGAAAAAAGUGCAUUUUGCAGUCUUAGCUGAAAAUGGUUUGACUUCAGCAGUGUGUGGCGUGACAGUAUUGAUACAAGAUGUGAAUGAUAAUGCACCUCAAUUUGAGAAAAGCUAUUUUAAGACAUCAGUUUGGGAAGGCCAGGUCUACAACAUGUACAUCAUGCAGAUCUAUGCAACAGACUCUGACAGUGGGCUUAAUGGAGAAAUUGAAUAUUCAGUUUUAUCUGGCAACACUAAUGAUGUAUUUGUCAUUGAUUCAGCACAAGGAAUUAUAUCAACAAAUACAAUCCUUGACCAUGAAGACGUUUCAUCAUAUAGGUUAGUUGUGCAAGCUGCUGACAGAGGAACUCCCAGGCUAUUUGCAACAAGCACAGUAGAAAUACAAGUCUUAGAUGUCAAUGACAAUGCUCCAACUCUCCAGCCCUUAGGCAUUGUGGAGGUCCCUGAAAAUGCUCCACCUGGCUUCCUUGUGAUGCAAGUUUUGGCCUAUGAUGUGGACCUGGGCCCACCUCUUCGCUACAGUUUCGCUGAGGAUGGCAAUCCUGGGAUGACAUUUGCCAUAGAUCAGCACAAGGGAAUAAUCUCAGUGGUGAAGGCAUUAGAUUUUGAAGAAAUCGCUCAGAUUGAACUGUUGAUCAGUGUUUCGGAUUCUGUGCAUCAAACGACAGGACAACUCCUAAUCCUUCUAUUAGAUGUCAAUGAUAAUCCACCACUGUUUACUAAGGAUGUGUACCAGGUGAUGAUACCAGAACUUACAUCUAUCAAUACCUCUAUCUUGACUGUGUAUGCCACAGACAGAGAAUCGGAAUACAAUGGAAAAAUAACCUAUAGAAUUCCUUCCCCCUCUGACACAUUUUCUAUUGAUCCUCAAAAUGGCUCACUAUUUCUUGUUACGCCAUUGACAUACGAGGACAAGAACCCAGUUAUUCAUCUCAUCAUAGAAGCCAGUGACAAUGGGAAUCCUCCUUUGACUGCUGUUACGUCAGUGCUUGUACAGAUACAGGAUGUGAAUAACUAUACCCCUCAGUUUAUAAUGCCAGCAUAUAAUCUCAGUGUAAGUGAAAAUGCUUCCAUUGGAGAAAGGCUGUUCACAUUCUCAGCCAUCGACCGUGACAGGGCACAUCGAAACACCUACGUUGAAUAUUCUGUCAUUGGUGGUAAUGGUAGUCAUGAAUUCCAUGUGGACAAUUGCAUUGUUGGGCCAGAAUCUCCAGGUAAACUGAUUGGAAAUCUUGUGCUGAGAAACGUGCUGGACCGAGAAAGAAGUUCAUCUUACCAGUUGUUAAUUCUUGCAUCUGACCACGGAACACCGCCUUUAAACUCCACUGCCACGGUGUCAAUCACCAUUUUGGAUAUGAAUGACAACCCACCUGUAUUUACCAAUUUGGAAUAUCAUGUUCAUGUGAGAGAGAAUUUCCCAGUAGGUAGUCAUAUUACUGCAGUCUCAGCAAGGGAUAAUGAUGCUGGAUCUAAUGCAGACAUCACUUACAGUAUCAUCUCUGGAAAUGAUAAGGGACACUUCCGGUUGGAUGGGAAAACCGGCUCCCUUGACCUUGUCAGAGCUCUGGAUUAUGAGGAAACUAUGAAAUUCAGUUUGAAUAUUCAAGCCUCUGAUGGAGGAGUUGACGUAAAAAAUGUGGGUUUUGCUGUUAUAUUUAUCAGCGUCCUCGAUGCUAAUGAUUAUGCCCCAAUAUUUGUUUUCCCCAGCCUGGACUGUGGAAUACUUGAAGAUCUGCCCGCCUUUUCUUCUGUGUGCACAAUUUCUGCAUUCGAUUUCGAUACUGGUCCUUGUGGUCAUCUUUCUUACUCCAUCCAGUCAUCAUGUUUGUCUGGUCAUGGAACUCCUGGAGAUCAUGACACAUUUUUCAUAGAUCCUCUGACGGGAGAGAUCCGCACCAAACAGGCGCUGGACUUUGAACACCAGAACCAGUAUUGUUUCAUAGCUCAGGCAAAAGACAAGAGCGAUUCAAAAGCCACGGUUACUGUUCGAGUGAACGUUGAGGGGGCAGAUGAAUUUGCCCCUGUUUUUAACCAAGAUCAAUAUUUUUUUGAUUUCCCUGAGAAGAAUGAAGCAGGGCAGUUGGUUGGGAAGGUGACCGCAUCAGACUAUGAUGGAGGAUUGGAUGGUGUCAUUCACUACACUUUGUUAAAACAGUCUCCUUUCUUUUCCGUGAACCAGAGCAGUGGGGCUGUCUACUUGACUAGAAUUUUUCACAGGAAACGAAGCAGUAGGAAGCGGACAGAUGACACUCUUGAACUGCUCAUAAAAGCUCAUAGCCCAAAGCUGGACUCAAAGUCCAGUACAUGUACAGUUCUGGUAAACAUUUCUAAUACUCCUGAGAGCUAUUCCAUACUGCCGGCGCACACCGUGUCUGUUAGCAUCGCUGCCUCUACUGUAGCUUUCCUGUUUCUUGCCAUCAGCCUGGCUGUGCUUGUUGUUCGAUACAGACAAAAAGAUAGCGCAAACGGCAGCGUGAAGAAAGAGAUGCCACAUCCCUCUGCUACUGAUUUGAACUUGGACAAUGGAAAUAGCAGCCCUAAAGAGGACCAGAAGUCCCAGAUCCAUGGAACUGGUACCCUUCCUGUGGGCAGCAUAGCUGAGUGGCUAAGUUUGGUUGGUAUCAGAGAGAGAAGGGACAUUGGUCAGCCUUGCAGGCAUUCAGGCUCUAGUGGCCAUGGCUCCGCAGAAGGAGAAACCGCGGAAGAUGAGGAAAUAAAGAGGAUCAAUGAGCAUCCCUGCAGGAAGGAUUCUGGCUCAGCCUUAAGUGACCGAGGUUCACGUAUACCAGACUCAGGAAUUCCCAGAGACUCUGACCAACUUUCAUGUCAGUCUGGAGAGACAGAUGGGGUGGCUGUGGCUCAAAGGAUAGAGAUUGCCCACUCUUUUAAAGAAGGAAAUGGGGCAGAGGGAAGAGAGUGUGACAAAAAGCUCUGCAAUAAGUUGCUGUCCCAGACACUUGAAGAAAUGGGAAUAAAGGAAAAAGACAUCAUGGCAGAUAUCACAACAGAAUAUGUCUUCAUACCUGAUGGCCAGAACUCCCAUUAUGGAUCUCUUGCCACCCUAGUAGACUCUGAUGAGGAUCUCAGAGGUAGCUAUAACUGGGAUUACAUGCUAAAUUGGGAACCCAGAUUUAAGCCUCUCGCUUCUGUGUUCAGUGAUAUUGCAGAACUAGAGGACGAAAGCAUAAAAAUACAUAGCUUUCCUAAGGAGAAGAAAUCUUUCAUUUUCCCUCCUCCUUUGAUUACUUCUGUAGCUCAACCAGGUUUAAAGACAGUUCCCCCACGAAUGCCAAGUCUGUUGCCCAGUCAGGCAUUUAAAAAAUACCCCCGCUCACCCCUCACCCAUCACCUGAGAUUUCCUCCAUCAGCGAUGACACCCAAUUUUUCUCCUUCUCUGUCUCUGCUUACUAUGCAGACGCCUAUGGCAUCUCCAGUUGCCUCACAUCCAAGCCUGAAGGGGAUGUGCCCUGGUCAGCCAGCAUGUGAACUUUCAACAGAGGAAGAAGUUCAAGUAUAG